AUGUCGGGGACGGUGCUCAAGGCCGGGCUCCUGGUGGCCAUGGUGAUUAUGACGGCCGUGGCGGGCCUGACGCCGAUCUGGGUGAGUGAUUUUUUGCCUUUGACCUUGUUCUGGACUUUUAGGUAAUAAACUCGAGGAUUGGGUGGGUUCGAGGUGAUGGAGAAGAUAAAUUUUGAAAGUUUUUGGUUCUUUUGUUAUGUUUUUGCGUGAGAGAGCUAAACUAAAGCCUUGGUGACAAGUUUCUUUAUGUUUCAGUGUUUUUGACGUUCUAGUUUGGGUCUUGCACACUUUUGAACUAAAGGGUUUUUCGAAAAAAUAGCUGUUUUUUCUUGUGGAAAGUAUGGUUAGAUUAAAGAAAUUUAAGCAUGGAAACAGCAGAAUUUUUCAACAAUUAUUAUCAAGUACAAUAUGAAAUCUUCAGAUCCUCCGUGCCCUCCGCAAACGAGCCCACAGUCUGCCGUCGUCCAAGAAGAAGGAUCGGGUAUCACUCUUCCUUUGUCUUCUUACAUGUUUCUCAGGCGGAGUCUUCUUGGCCACAUGUUUUCUCCAUCUUUUCCCCGAGCUUUUUGCUCAUGUGGAGAUGAUGAAGGAGACGUAUGGAUUCAAACCGGACUUCCCAAUGGCCGAACUGUUGGCGUGUUCGGGAUUUUUCGUCCUCUUUUUGGUCGAAGAAUUGGUCUUGAUUAUCCUGCCGAAUGCAGGGCAUAGUCAUGGAAGUUCGAAGGAGGAGGAGAGUGUCAGGUGGGUAAAUUAGUAUUAUUGUUUUUUUGAUUUUUAGGUUUGUUUUUGACCUUGAUUUUACGGAUGGAUCAUAAAACGACACAAAAUUACAUUUACCCUAGAAAGAUUUCAAUUUUAAAAUUUCGAUUUGUUACCUAAAAUAUCGAAAUUUAUCUUUAGGAUGAUCAGAAAUCGCGAUCAAGUAGGUCUCCUCACAUCGGCCGAAGUGGAAUCCGAACGUCAUCCGGCCGGUUUCUCCAACACCCUCACUGCCACCAACACUCAGGCCGUCUCCUCUCCUCGGCAGUGCUCUGUAGCCACAUGUCCGGACGCCACAAUUCCCAUCAUUGCCGAGCCCGAAAGAUGUGAAGCCAAUUGUGAUUCGGUGAAAGAAUAUCCGCCAAUUAUCACCAAGAGCAGACCUCAUCCCCACAGUCAUUCGACGAGAUCAGUGACGAUUGUCUUGGCCAUCGCUUUCCACGCUAUAAUUGAGGGAUUGGCAUUGGGUGUUCAGGUAUGAAGUUUUGUUGUGUAGGCAGUUUUUUGGCCAAAUUUUGGAAAAUUCUUUAUGUCUAGGGAUAAAUAGAGGCAUUUUAGGAUAUCGGACGAAUUUUGGCGAAGUUUCAGACUUCGUAAUAAGUUUUAUGACCUUAUUUUAUAUUGUUUUAGACAAUUUUUUAAAUUCUUUUAGAAAGUUUGAAAUUUCUUCAAAAUCUUAAGGUGCUAAAUGUAUUAUUAGAUUACCGGAAGAGUUUUGUGGCGUCUUAGACUAUUUUAUGACUUAUUUUAUAUUGUUUUAGACAAUUUUUUGACGGAUUUUUGGCCAGUUUGAAACAUUUUUUUAUUCCCACUUUUUACAAUAUUUUGUAAUUUCUACUAUUUUAAAUGUAUUUUCAGACCGACCCUGCCAAGAUUUGGGCGAUUUUCAUCUCCCUGACCGUCCACAAAUUGAUUGUCGCCUUCUCGAUUGGUCUCCAAUUGGCGAGAACUCAUGCUCACAGUCUCAAAUGGGUCACCUUGUCCAUGAUCAUGAUCGCCUUUAUGACUCCAAUCGGAGGUGCGAUUGGAAUGGUGGUUCGGCAUGCCUCGAUCAACGCCCAACUUCAAGAUACGAUCAUAUUGAUCUGCCACGGACUGACUGUGGGAACCUUCCUUUACGUCACGUUCUUUGAGGUCUUGAUCCACGAGAGAGAUAAUGAACAUCCAAAUCUUUUGAAGGUAAAGUUUUAGAUAUAUCGGACUCUUGAACCUUGAAAAUCUUUUAAUUUUUAUAUUGUUUUAGCUCCUGGUGAUGAUAAUUGGAUUCGCUUUGAUUGGCCUGAUCCGAUUGAUAACAGAAGGCCAUGAUCACUCCCAUGGGCACUCACAUGGCCACAGCCACGACCAUGACCACCACUAG
Bursaphelenchus xylophilus (pine wood nematode) is the source of this 2119-nucleotide messenger RNA. NCBI's taxonomy places the organism in Eukaryota, Metazoa, Nematoda, Chromadorea, Rhabditida, Aphelenchoididae. The record is from the annotation of a GenBank genome assembly.